Messenger RNA from Heterocephalus glaber (naked mole-rat), 3982 nucleotides. It is a transcript of the gene Cerk, whose product is annotated as ceramide kinase. The record is from RefSeq and is a predicted model, not a curated record. Gene Ontology annotation, molecular function: ceramide kinase activity. Gene Ontology annotation, biological process: ceramide metabolic process; phosphorylation. NCBI's taxonomy places the organism in Eukaryota, Metazoa, Chordata, Mammalia, Rodentia, Bathyergidae.
GCUGCGCCGGCCAUUGCAGACGUAACGGUCCGGCCCCGCCGGGCCCUGCAGGAGCCUGCGAUGGGGGCGCCGGGGUCGGCGGAGCCGCUACGCUCCGAGCUGUGGGUGAAGCAGCAGCGCUGCGCCGUGAGCCUGGAGCCCGCGCGCGCCCUGCUGCGCUGGUGGCGGAGCCCAGGGUCCGGGGCGGAUGCCUGCUCAGUGCCCGUGUCUGAGAUCAUCACGGUGGAGGAGACUGAGGCUCAGGGGAAGCACUACGCCACUGGCCGCUGGCAGAGGAUGGAGAAGCCUUUUUCAUUCACAGUGCACUGUGUGAAGCGUGCCCGGCAUCACCGCUGGAAGUGGGCGCAGGUAACCUUCUGGAGCUCGGACGAGCAGCUGUGUCACAGAUGGCUGCAGACGCUGCGGGAGCUGCUGGCGAGGCUGACAUGCAGACCAAAGCACUUACUGGUAUUCAUCAACCCCUUUGGAGGGAAGGGACAAGGCAAGCGGAUAUACGAGAGGAAAGUGGCGCCACUGUUCUCACUGGCUUCCAUCACCACCGACAUCGUUGUCACUGAACACGCCAACCAAGCCAAGGAGACGCUGUAUGAGAUCGACUUGGACAAGUAUGAUGGCCUCGUCUGUGUCGGCGGUGAUGGCAUGUUCAGCGAGGUGCUGCACGGUCUAAUUGGGAGGACCCAGAGAAACGCUGGCGUGGACCAGAACCACCCCCGGGCCACGCUGGUCCCCAGCCCCCUGAGGAUCGGCAUCAUUCCCGCAGGGUCAACGGACUGUGUGUGCUAUUCCACCGUGGGCACAAAUGACGCGGAGACCUCAGCCCUGCACAUCAUCGUCGGGGACUCGCUGCCCAUGGACGUGUCCUCGGUACACCACAACAGCACGCUGCUGCGGUACUCAGUGUCCCUGCUGGGCUACGGCUUCUACGGGGACUUAAUCAAGGACAGCGAGAAGAAGCGGUGGAUGGGGCUGGCUAGGUACGACUUUGCAGGUGUCAAGACCUUCCUGUCACAUCACUACUACGAGGGGACAGUGUCCUUCCUGCCUGCGCAGCACACUGUGGGUUCCCCGAGGGACAGGAAGCCCUGCCGGGCGGGAUGUUUUGUGUGCAGACAGAGCAAGCGCCAGCUGGAGGAGGAGCAGAAGAAGGCACUGUACGGCUUGGAAAACACUGAGGUGGAGGAGUGGCAGGUCAUCUGUGGGAAGUUUCUGGCCAUCAAUGCCACGAACAUGUCCUGUGCAUGUCCCCGGAGUCCCAGGGGCCUGUCCCCAGCUGCCCACCUAGGAGACGGGUCUUCCGACCUCAUCCUCAUCCGGAAGUGCUCCCGGUUUGACUUCCUGAGGUUCCUUGUCCGACACACAAACCAGUGCGAUCAGUUUGACUUCAGUUUUGUUGAAGUUUAUCGGGUCAAGAGAUUCCAGUUCACCUCGAAGCACGUGGAGGACGAGGACAGUGACCUCACGGAGCGGGGGAAGCAGCGGUUUGGGCAGAUCUGCAUCGACAACCCCUCGUGCUGCUGCCCGGCCAGCGGCAGCUCCUGGAACUGUGACGGGGAGGUGCUGCACAGCCCCUCCAUCGAGGUCAGGGUCCACUGCCAGCUGGUCCAACUCUUCGCCCGAGGAAUUGAGGAGAACCCUAAGCAGGAGCCACACAGCUGAGGAGCCACUGCACAUCAUGGGAAGUGUGAAAAUUAUCUCAGAAAAUUACUACAGACCAAUUAUGUGGAUAUAUACAUUUACAUUUAGAAAUUUAUUUUUGAUAGAUAAAUCUUGGUUUUAGGAAAAAUACCUUUGUCAGUAGUUUUGUCCACACAUCUGUCAUCUGAAGUUUCUGGGAAUCUGAGCUGCAUCUCCCAUUGUUCUCUGCAGAUGAAACUUGCUGAUUUGGGGGCAUUGGCUUCUUAGAUUUUAACAGUCCCAACAAUGCGGGUCAAAAACAGCCCUUUAGUGGAUCUGUUGCAAUAAUUUUAGAGACAUCAUCAUAUGAGCACUUUCCAAAAAUCAGGUCACCCCAUCUGGACACAAGGUAACUACUUCGUCAUUCUGAUCCACUCUGCAGAACUUUUUCCUGGAACUGUUUGUGAGCACGUUUUGGCAAGUUGGUGAUUCUCCUUGGCUUCGUCUUAACAUCCAUCCUCAUUGUGAUCAGAAUGUUGCUAUGCGAUCCUCGCUGUACGGUGCAGCCCUGAUGCAGUGUAGUCUUGCUUACCAUGGCGUGAGAGGCCUGCCACUGAGAAGCACUGGGUAACCUGAUCUGUAGGAUCUCUGUGCCAGCUUCCACCACAGUGGCAGCGGCAGCAUCAGCGUGUGCAUGAUGAUCCAUUGGGGAGCAGCUGAGUAUGUUCUGCUCCCCAAGGCAGAGGAUCCGCAAAGGGGCAGUGUGUCCAGCAGGCUGAACCCCAAUGCUUCAUGUUGACAGUAUGGUUAACACAGCUGGGCUGUGUGGGCGAACACAAUGCAGCUGGCUUUGGACAGGUAAGAAAUUCACAGAGGGUGAAGUCUGUGGACUUCACGCUGAAGGCCCCGCCCUAGUGCGGGUAUGGGGGUGUCCCCAAUUCCAGCAGGGCUGCUUUGGCACAGGCCCUGAGUUUUGUUUUGUUUUGUUUGGUACUGGGGAUCGAACUCGGGACCUUGUGCUUGCGAGGCAGGCGCCGGAACCACUGAGCUAAAUCCCCGGCCCUGAGUUUUGACUUCUAUUUAUUUAUUGGAAGUUUUAUCCUCAUCAAUCUGAAAUGGUGUUAUUGCUUUGUCUCUGGGCCCCAGGGGACAGUUGCUUCCUGCUCAGCCUGGGUAGUGACCAGGGCCUCCUGGCAGGCAUCCUGCAGUGGGAGGUGGUCCUCAGCUGGGUGGCCAUCUUUACUCUGUUUUCAGAUUGCAUGUCUGAUAAUACAUAUGUAAAACAGUUUUAUUUGAAAUACAAGAGUGUGCAGCUUAAGCUUGACCUGUGCCGGCAGUGGCUGUCACCAAGUAGGGCCUUACACAGAUCACUGUAGGUUGAGAGCCCACACAGGGUCCCUUAGUCGCUGUAGCACUUGACAAACAGCAGCUAUUUUUAGAAUUUCUUGCAUCGAUUUAUAUCUUAAAAGCAUAUAUAAAGUUUCCUGUUUUCAUCAUUCAGUCCUACCCAGACAAAAAGGCAGCUUUCAAGGUGGCUUUUAAGUGGACCACGUUUUCAGAGGUAAUACUAUGUCGGAUGGUUUAAGAAUUGAUGGUUGAGGGCCGGGGAUGUAGCUCAGUGGUGCUGCUGCCUGCCUUGCAAGCACAAGGUUCUGAGUUCGAUCCCCGGUUCCAAAAAAAAAGAAUUGAUGGUUGAGUGAAAAAUCUUGGGAGAAAGAGUAAACACCCCAACCUUUUCCGUUCAUGUUUGUCCCUGCUUGGGAAGAAACUGAGUGUCAGGCUGGCGGUUCUCUGAGAGAAAGGGGCUGCCUGUGACCUCUGUGCCAGUGGCCCAGCAGGUCUGGAGCACACUCAGGGCACAAUGCUCCUGGAGUCCUGCCUGGGGUGACAGCCUGGCUCCUGCUACCCUUGGGCCCUCCCAGAAUCCCUGGCAACCUCAGACAAAAGGACCCAGGGGGAAGACACUUUGGAGCUGGAGGUGACAUUCAAAAUCCCAAGUUACUAUCUGAAUUGUUUUGGGCUCCUGGUGAGGUCUGAGGCAGAGCCCGAGGAUGGAGCUUGGGCUGACAUUCCUGAACUGUCAGCUGGGGUCUGCCUGAGGCCUCGGGGGGUGGCAACUGCAACCCCGUGCGUAGGGGUUUAGAGAAGUCACAAGCACUGACUUGGGGUAGAGCAGGGUCGCUUGGCGGGCAGUCAGUGUGCAGACUCUGCAGUGAGGCAGUGAGCGGUGCUGAACACCGGCUCCAGUACCGGACACGCUGGGGAGAGCAGGGCUUGGUGUCUUAAUCUUGCUGGUUUCAAGAUUAGAAAAUGAUGUAUUUGCUCUGAUACGUUUGAGAAGACAAAAAUAAAGUUACUUUGGGCAGAA